Odocoileus virginianus texanus is the source of this 7211-nucleotide messenger RNA. The record is from RefSeq and is a predicted model, not a curated record. Lineage: Eukaryota; Metazoa; Chordata; Mammalia; Artiodactyla; Cervidae.
UACUGAAAUACCAUGGAGGAUAAGACUGACUGUUAGCCCUUAGAAUUUGGUCCUCUUCUUUAUGGGUUUGGGAGUAUGUGUGAAUAUUUAUGUUCUGUUUGCUCUGAAAAUUUCCAAUAGAAGUUCUUGAGAAUUGAACCUCUCCACCCAGAAUAUCAAGUUCCACUGUCCUCAUUUCCAAUGAUGGUUUGCAAUGCAAAUCAUCAGGUUGUUAACACUCAGUACCCUAACCAUGGUAACCAUGGUAACCAAAUGAAGACAAGUUUGCUUUACUUCCUCAGUGAAGUGCUUUCCAGUCCUAUAUUCAGACUUUAUGUCACUGCCAGCAGGUCAGAGGGCAUUAAAGGGACAGCAAGAGGAUUAAUAGAAAUAAAAACAUAGCUGGAACCAUUGUAUCUAUUCCCCACACACUCUUUUGAGUCCAGGACAUCUUACUAAUAACUUUUUUUACUCACUAGUACUUUCUUGCUGCUUUCUUUCCUUAGAGGGGAGAGUAAAGAGAAUCACUAUUUAUCUUUAUCCCCACCUUGAUCAUGCAUCUUGGCAAGCAGACUGUCCUGGCUUUCUAUGACUACUUUUAAAUAGGCACAAAUAGAAACCUAGCUCACAGUUCUGUGGUCACAAAGACUAUUCAGUGUUAGAAGCUGUGAUGCUCAAGGAGCCAGGAAAGCAUCCAAGACCUCUCCAAACACUUUUGAGAACGACUACAGCAAAUUAACUCCACGGGCCACUUCUCUGCUGAGACUCCUUUCUUCUGCUGUGUGACUGGGUAAUUCCUAGGAAGAAAGACUAUUAGCAAUAAGCAUGCUGAAUUACUCUCUUAUGAUGGAGGAGAAGUCACAAGGAGGCCAGGAAAAGAGCAGGAGAGACAUACUGAAAUCGACCAAGCAGGCAUGGGCUCCCCUGGAUGAGCAGCUGCCCCCUGGCUCUGAGGAGGAGGACCACAGUCUCACCACCCCCAUGCUGGAAGAUUCCAAACAAGAAAUAAUUCAGCAGUGGCUGGACUCUGGAUUCUUUGUCUCUGUAAAUGAAAAUUUUCAGCCAGUCGUCGACCACAUUGUUCCUUUUCCUGAAAAAGGAAUGGUUCAAAUGACUGUGAAAGACUACAUGAGAUCUCUGCAUCCAUUUUCAGAAACUCCCACUCUCUCCAGAGGGACCAGUUUCAACUCUUGCCAUUCUGCUGCCAGUAUACCCCAAAGCAUUCCGGAAUGGCUGGAAUUUUGGGAAAAAGAUCCAGUGGAGAUUCUCUUGGAUCUGGGGUUUGGUGCUGAUGAGCCAGACAUCUGCACUCGAAUUCCAGCCAGAUUCCUGGGUUAUGGCUCAGCAGCCAGAGGAAUCAACAUCCCUGUUUUUCUUGAAGCUCAAAAGCAGCGAAUGGACACUGAGAACCCUAACUUGUACAGUCGUUUCCGACAGCUAGAAAUACUGGAUCACGUGGCCAGCGCUUUCUCAUCUUUGCUGAACGAUAUUAACAUCCUGCAGAACAAAGCUGAAGAGGAAGAUGAAGGAAAAGGUGUGCAAAGAACCUCAGUGAGUGAAGCCAAAGAACAUAGAAGAAGAAUAGGUGAACUUUUUAGAAAAGGUUCAAAGCAGAACAUUGGAAAGGAUUAUAACCUGGGAGCAUCAGAGUCACUGAAGACAACAGACAAACUUUCUAUCACCUCUACAGACACAAGGGAGUGUGGAGCACAGGUACCAGCUGUGACAAAGAAAUAUGCCCAAAGUCAUUUGUCUCCUUCGGCAGAGCAUUGGUCUCCUCAAGCCUGUGACAGCUUGACACCUCAUCAUCCUCCCCAGGCUCUCCUGAGCAAACAGUGGCUUCAGUCAUCCAUGCUGAGCAAGCAGGCUCCUCCUUCCUGUGUGGCUGAGGGGUCAGUCAAGGACAGAACUCGAAAGGAGAAUUCAAUGCAGACUAAUAAACUCAAGAGCUUGUCCCGUCUUUCAGGCAAAGCACCAGACUCCUUCGAAAUGGAAGAGGUCCAGAGCUUUGAAGAAGAGACCAGCAGUCCUCUCGACAUGACUUCAGGAACUGCAGCAGCCGUGGCGAACAGGGCAAACAGCUUCCAAUCUGACAGCAGCGGGUUCCUGGAGGAGCCCCCGGAGCCACCAGCCCUGCAGAUAAUUCCCUUGUCAAGCAGCCCGAGUCUUGCUGAGAAUGGUUAUGGAACGCCAAGGGCUCAGAGCCACAGCUUAGAGUCCUGUCAGCAAGAGUCAGAUGAGUCUGAUUCCAAGAGUAUAGUGAGCACAUCUUUUUCAAGUCAAGACUGGAGUGUCUUGGAAGAGAAAGCCUCAGCCUCUAUGGUGGAGAAAGAGUCUCAGUCAGAGGGCAUGGGGUUGACCGCAGAGCUGUGGACCCAAGAUCUGGCCCUUGAUAAGAGCAUCCCUAGGGGAGAACUCCCAAGGAAAUGUGGCCAUCUGCAGCAACACCCGCCCGUGCCCCAAACUGAAUACGAGGCCACUGCACGCACAUUUCCCUUCAAAGAUGGUAGCUCUGUGGGUGUUACGAUGACACACAUCACAGAUGCCAAGGAUGGGCUUCUGUGGCCUGAGCGAGCUGGGGAAGUAUAUGUGCACAACCACCCUUGUGAGUCUGUGAGGUCGCCCGGAACUGAUCCUGCUCCAGACAAGUCCCCUCAUGAUGACUCAGAGGCCCCAAGAGGAACAGAAGGCAGUAAACUCUGUCCUUCCAUCAACAGUGCCUUACUGAUGCAAAACAGUGUCUCACAGCAUGUCCCCACGCCCAGGGAAGCCAUGUCUUAUACAGGGGACCUUGUUCAAGCUUCUGAAAUGUCCAUUCUCCAUCUAGAUAAGGUGGCUGGAGAUAGUCCCCGAGGGAGACCAGUGUGUAGAGCUUUGGGUCAAAUGCCACCUAGGGAAGAAUCUGAGAUGGGAGACCUUCCUCCAGAUACUAACUUACAUGCUGCUAGCUCCAUGUCUGUGACAAUCCAGCUGUCCUCCAAACUGGCAUCACCUGCUCAGAAUGCUGUGGUCUUGGGAACGGAUUGUAGAGGAGAGAUUUUAGAAUGCACUGUGUGUGACCCUGUUACUGCAGCAGAACCAGGACUGGGGUCGGAAGCAAGACAGUUCAAUGAUGUUUCUGUUCAGACUGACACAUGGGAGCCUCCGCCCUGGCACUGCUGUUCAGCUCCAGGUAAAAAGGCCCCGCCCCUCACCAAAUCUGUCUCUUUAGACACGGGCUUCCCUAGGAACUACCCAGGGGCCAUCUGCCAAGCUGUGCCCGUCCACUGCUAUAUCUGCUGUCAUCACCACCUCCACUGCCCCGCGGAGAGGCAGAGCCCCAGCUCUAUGUCUUCAACUUGUUGGCAUUGCUUAUGCUUACAUAAUCAUCUGGAAGGCCAGCUCAUGAAGACUUUGAAAGUCCUUCAGGACACUACAGUGAGGGAACUGUAUUCUUGCACAGUCCAUGAGAUGGAAACAAUGAAGACGGUGUGCCAGAGUUUCCGGGAGUAUUUAGAAGAAAUUGAGCAGCACCUCAGAGGACAACAGGCACUGUUUUCCAGGGACAUGACAGAGGAGGAAAGGGAGGAGGCUGAGCAAUUGCAGACUUUACGGGAAGCCCUGCGGCAGGAGGUGGAGGAGCUGGAGUUUCAACUGGGAGACCGGGCUCAGCAAAUCCGAGAAGGGAUGCUAUUGGAGCUUGAGCUUCUCACAGGGGAACCACCUGAAAAUGACACAAAUCUACAUCGAUAUAACUGGACAGGAGGAAAGAGUGGCCGGACUUCAUGUGCUAAGAUCCACUCUGCCAUGCAUCCUGGGGCUGCCCUUCCUCCUGGUGAUGGCCAACAGCCUCCCUGCUCAAGGUCCCAUUUAGCUACCUUUACUCCACACAUCUUGGGGAGCAGUACCAGGAUGUCUCCGCCAUCAUGGGCAGAAUUAGAUCCAGGCCCUCCAUCAAAUUGUCCUGUUGGAGAAGAGGAUACAGAUGUCUUCCUCUAGGUCAGAGCAAGUUUGAUGACCUUCCUACAAAAUGUAAAAGCACAUGCUAGCCAGAGCAAGCAUAUCUAAAUUUUCCCUAAGGAGAAAUACCUAUCAAUCCUUCAUCAGCUGUUUUUUUAAUAUUCUACUCUAUGGUUAAACCUGGGAGGGAUAUGUUAAUAUUCAUUUGAUAUAGGAUAAGUGAGCACCUACUAUGUGCCUAGCGUAGAGUGCAAUAGCCAAGAUAGAUAGAUACAUACCUCAAGGUAUAUGUGGUGUCCAGUCUUUGCCCUGCUGAAACUUAGAGUAUGCUGGGGGAGACAGAAUGUAAACAUAUACAUAGGUAUGAAUUUGAAAACUGUGAACGUGCUUUGAAGGAAAUAUAUUAACAGGAUUUCAUGAAAAAGAGUGUACCAGGGAGUCUGAGUUAACAUCAACAUAUCAGGAGGGUCUGCUUGAACGAGUGACAAUAGCAAGAGGAAAGAAGAUCCAGGUCUCAGAGGUACCAGACUGUCCUAAAGCCUUGCGUCAGUCAGCGAGCGAGACUUACUAAGGAGGCAUCCCCCAGGUGUCAGGACCUCCUCUUGUGCUAGAGACAGAGCUAUAAACAAGACACGAUUUCUACUCACAAAGAAUUGGAGCAGGAGGGAGAGGCAGCAACCACACCAACAAACCAGUAAAUAAGAUAGUGUCAGGUCUGCGCCGUGGUGAAGACUCCGUGAUGAUAUUGUAGAAGAUGAUGUGAGAUGAAUAAUGUGCCUCGUACACCAGAGCAGUCGGCCUGGCUAAGGGGAAGCUAUAUGGAUGAGACCUGAAUGGUGAGGAUGAGGAAGCCAUGUUAAAUCUGGGGAAAGAACAUUUAAAGCAGAGGAAUGGAAAGUUUAAAGGCACUGAGACAGAAACCGCCUUCAUUGUUGAGUGAAGGAGUGACAGGGAAGUGGAGGGAGGAGAAGUCUGAGAGGUGGCCUUCAGGAUGACGGUAGGCUGGCGUCUGAGGGCCCGAGUUUUCUCCACGUGUGAGGGAAGGCCACAGUGGGUUUUAAGAAGGGCUGUCAUAUGAUCUGACUGACAUUUACAGUUCACCCUAACAGCCUUGUGAAGAAGGCACCGUUGGAGACUCACCACUGGGCAGAGUUCCCAGUUAGAAUAGAGCGCCCAGUUAGAAGGCAGCUGGCGUCACCCCCCAAGGGGAGAAGCAAAGCUGUCAAGCUGCUUCCAUCCAGCUGGGGAGGCUUGUGAGCCCCCUGCCCCCCGCCACCCCAGGGAAAGGCAGGGAGUUGUGCACAGGGGCUGCAUAUGCUGGCAGUCUCUCGGUGCGGCCGGACAAUCUAAGGAGGGGAAAUGCAUGAAGAAUGGAACUGCCAGAAAAAACUUCAUGGAAAAGAAACACCUUGAGGGAAGUUCAUCAUUUAUAUAAGAUGGGCAAGUGCAAGGACACGAAGAAGUUAUUUCAUUGGAAAUUAUCUAUUACUACUCCCUAACUCAUAGCCCAUUUCCAUUCUUCAUCCCCCUUGUGUUUUGAAAACCCUUUGGUUUUAGUGAAGCCUUUCUACCCUUCCAGCCACCCUACAGUUUCCUCUGUUGACUAUACUUCCUCAGAGUGUGGACAUCCCCCUUCCAUCCUCAAUUGUCUUCUUUGUCUGUCUCCAUACUUCAUCUUUCUCAAUAUACACACUCACUCUAGCAACCCAGUCCCCAGCUCUCUCCAGAAUUCCUCUCCAGACUGUCUACACUCCACAGAUGGUUUCAUCUGGAAGAACUAUCUCCAUGUCUCACUCAGCAUCAAUCUUUUUGCAUCUGUGUGAUACACAGCACCCCAUGACAAGAGCUUACAUCACAAUCUCUUAUUCUCAAAAGCAGCCCACGGCAAAACUGCUCAUUAGACAUGGAAAAAUAUUUUUUCUGAGAAUCUAUAUUAAAGCUAAAAACUCUAUUUUGGAGUUUGGAAUAUUGACAAAGCUCAGACGUGUUUUUGACCUGAGCUGCUUCCACAUGAAACAGGUGGAAAUGAUAUUUAGUGGUUGUGAGUUUAUACAAUCAAACUGCAUAAAAGGGACUGCCCCUGUAAGUUGCCAUAUAAAAAUAGAAGUCUUUUACCUGUGACAAGACAGACCUUCCCUCUUUGGAACCUCUCAGGGCUAAGGGAAGCAUUCCCCAUGUGAAUGAGGAGGAGGCUAAGAUAUGGAGAGAAUGAUCUAUACAAGUACACGCCGAGUCCUGCACUGUAUUUCUAAUGAAAAGCACCUGCACACUGGGAUUAAGGGGUCAAGCUCUAACUUUUUUUUUUUUCAAGCUCUAACUUUAAAUUGAGAUGCUUAAAUCCAGCUCCACUAUCGGUGUUGAAUAAACUGCUUACCCUGAGUGCCUUCAUCUGUACACUAUUAGAGUUAAUGCACGUUGAGUCCUUUAGAGCAAGCCUGCAACAUUGUUCCCAUAUGAUUCCAUACAGAGUAUGGCUCAGUGUGAUUACUAUGAUGAUGAGGAUGAGAAUAAGAGUAGAGGCAAUUUUUGAAUAUCUACUUACGUGCAAGAUACUGGGCUAAGCACUUUAUAUGCAUUGUCACCUAUCUUCACCACAAUCCUGAGAGGCAGGAAUUAAUACACACGCAUACAUGUGCACACACAUACUCAAAAAAACUGAAUUGUCUAAGUUCUGACAACUAGGAAGGGAUUGAGUUGACUCUCUGAUUCCCUGUUUUGCCAGUGGUUCACCAUUAUGGCUCUACCAAGCCAUAGGGCUUGUGUGGAGCCUACAGGUGUAUCCACAUCAACCAAGUAGCCCUGCUUCUGUCUGUGAUAUUUAUUUGCUUUAGCAGAGAUUUUCCUUCCAAAAAAAAAAUCUCCUUCUCUAUAAAAGUUUGAAAACACGGCACUAUGUUAAUGACAUAUGACUCUUGUAGUCAAACACAGGUUCUGAGUUGCUUUCUUGCAAAGUGAUGACUUGCUCCACAAAGACUCCUUGGGAACCUACCAUCCCGGCAACUCUUGGCUUACUACGGCUUGUCCCAUUGCCAAGAGUAAUGACGAGAGUUCCUUUGCAGUCCCUGAAUGGUUUUCUGGGAAAUCUCAUUGUUCUGUCUUCAAGUCCCAAGAUCCUUCAUUCUCUUUUUUAUAAAGUUAAACCUAUCCAAGUUGACUUUAUGCAGGGAAAUCCAGGCCACAUAUUUGAAAUCAGAAAUCAUUGCAGUAAAUAUUUGUACAAAGUGAAAACAUACAAAAUCUUUUAAUUAUAAAACCCAAACUCAGGGUUGGAAUUAUUCCAUUUCAAUGAAAAA